AGAGAUAUUUUAAUGAACUAUUCAAUUUUAGCUGUUAUAGGUAUAAUUAAAAUAGCCAAUAAAUCUAGCUUUUCAUUUAAAUUAAAGUAUAGUACUUCUUCAAGGCGCGAGCUCUGUAAUUUUAACUUAGAGUCUUUUUACUUUAAAUAUAAUGAAUAUUUACCAGGCAAUUCUUUACCUUCAGAAAAAUUCUUAAUUUGAUUCAUAGGAUUUACAGAGGGUGAAGGAUCUUUUAUAAUAAAUAAAAGAGGCGAUCUUUGUUUCGUUAUUACACAAAGUAAUAUAGAUAUUUAUGUAUUAGAAUUUAUACAAGAAACUUUAGGAUUUGGUAAAGUAAUACCUCAAUCAAAAGUUACAAGUAGAUAUGUUACUCAAAAUAAAAAAGAAAUCGAAUUAUUUGUUCAUUUAUUUAACGGUAAUCUUAUAUUACCACGUAUAAAGGGAAAGUUUGAAGAAUUUGUGAAAGGAUUUAAUGCAUGAGUAUCUAAAGGAAGAAUUAGAUUAGAUACAGUUGAAGUAAAACAUUCUUCAAUUUUACCCAGUUUAGAUAACAAUUGACUUUUAGGUUUUACUGACGGAGAAGGUUGUUUUACUUGUUCCAUAAAUAAAGAUAAAGGAUUUAGUUUUAAUUUUAAUAUUGCUCAAAAAUGAGAGCAAAAUGUUAAAAUACUUGAACAUCUUUGUUUAUUAUUUAAUGGGGGUAAAGUAUCAAAACAUGCUUCAGGUCACAAUGUCUAUGAAUAUAGAAUAGGUGGAUUAGAUAACUGUAAGAAUAUAUUCACUUAUUUUGAUAACUAUAAAUUAAUUACGAAAAAAUCUGCUUCGUAUAUAGCAUGAAAAGAAGUACAUGCUGAUUUAUUAAAUAAAAAUCAUUUAGAUCCCAUAAAAAGGAUUGAAUUAAAAGAAAAAGCUAGAUUAAUUAAUAAAUUUAAUUAA
Molecule: messenger RNA, 936 nt
Organism: Fusarium verticillioides 7600
Lineage: Eukaryota; Fungi; Ascomycota; Sordariomycetes; Hypocreales; Nectriaceae
Source: the annotation of a RefSeq genome assembly